CCGUGUAUCGCCACCGCAAUGAUGUGGGAGCGGAGGGAUACCGUGUAUCGCCACGGCAGUGAUGUGGGAGCGGAGGGAUACCGUGUUUCGCCACGGAGCUGAAGAUCGACUGUUUACGGGUGGAGACUGCAAGGAAUUUAAAUCCCCCCCGGGUUGUUACGCUACACGUAAAAGACGAAAUAACAGUGGUAGUUGAUGUGCUUCUUUGGAUUAUUCAGUACAGUUUAAUGUAGUACAUGUGAGCUCGAUAGGCCGUCGGUGUUAGAGUUUUCCAGGGGGUUGUUUUCGCUGUCAGUGGAUGGCCAUGGCGGUGGAGACGCGACCGGAGCUGGUUGGGAAGCGGUUCCUGUGUGUCGGUGGAGACGAGCCGCUGGAUCUCCGGGAUAUCGGCCGCUGGGGCUGGCGAGCUGGGGUCAUCCGAGCCGUUACUCACCGGGACAACAACCAUUCAGAGUUGACGGUGUACGUGGAGUUUGAUGACCUGGAGUGGGAGAAGCGUGAGUGGGUGAAAGUGUACGAGGACUUCCAGGUGUUCCUGCUGGAGCAGCAGCUGGUAUGGGCCAAGAGGAGAGAGGGCACCCUGCUGGUGGAGAACCCCCAGGGGACUAAAGACAAGCACAUCCAGUGGCCAGCUCUGGUAAGGACUGAUCCAGCUGUCUUCCAUCGUGCCUUAUCUCCCUGGACUCAGAACAUCUGAUGUUAAUGUAGCUAUCUGCUCUCUGCAUUGAUCUCAGUGCUCUCUCCGUUACCUAGACCCACUGAAGAUUACCAUGGUAACAAGGAUUAUAGAUCUGUGGUACAUAGGAUUACAAUGAUUAUGUUUCUGUGCUGUGGGACAUAGGAUUAUAAUGAUUCUGUGGUGUGGGGGGGGGUCUUUCUGAGCACCUAGUGAUGUGAUAGAGGGGGGUGUCUUUCUGAGCACCUAGUGAAGUGAUAGAGGGGGGUGUCUUUCUGAGCACCUAGUGAAGUGAUAGAGGGGGGUGUCUU
Molecule: messenger RNA, 987 nt
Organism: Oncorhynchus kisutch (coho salmon)
Lineage: Eukaryota; Metazoa; Chordata; Actinopteri; Salmoniformes; Salmonidae
Product: probable JmjC domain-containing histone demethylation protein 2C
Exons: 2
Coding region: 299-697 (132 amino acids)
Source: RefSeq, a predicted model, not a curated record